Caenorhabditis remanei is the source of this 408-nucleotide messenger RNA. RefSeq lists its product as uncharacterized. The record is from RefSeq and is a predicted model, not a curated record. The transcript has 2 exons. Lineage: Eukaryota; Metazoa; Nematoda; Chromadorea; Rhabditida; Rhabditidae. Bases 1 to 408 code for a protein of 135 amino acids.
AUGAAACAGCAAGUUCUUACCGGCAGUGACUUGACAGUAAGGCUUCCAUUCGGUCCAGUCGGGUUCGGUCCGACCGCCGACCGACCACCGACCCGACCGACUGCCGACCGACCGAGCCGACCGAGACACUGCGUGAUCACCGGUGCCGCUUCCCAAACGAAAGAAGUGACUUGCAGUGCAUUCACUGCCUUCCAAAAGACUAUUCUGACUAUUCUCGUCCUCUCAAUGGUACUCCUUUCGCUUGGAUUCAUUUGUAUUUGUAGAAGAAAUCGACGACUGGAAUACAAAUAUACGAGACUUAUUGAGUCUCAUACUGGAGAAUUACCAGCUGUGGAGACGUGUGGAUUGGAUGAGGAUGAAGAUGAUGAUGAGGUUGGUUUGAAAAGUGUUGGGGUCGAUAUACUAUAA